AUGCCACUUGAGAAUAACGCAACAGAACUGAACGACUCUAGCCAUAUUUCGACAGCUUUUAAUGAGAAGGCUCUCCCAAAACUAAACCAAAUAGCUGGAGAGGGAUCCCGUGUUUCUUUACAAGUUCGACAGUUCCACCCAAGACUAUUUGCUACAGGAGAAGAAUGGGCUAGGCUUCCGAGUAUGAUCCUCACAGAUUCAUAUAGGACACAAUGGAACCAGACCAUUGUAGAGAGAGCUGAGAAAUGGCGAGCUCAACCUCCUACCCCAUACGGCCUCGUUGGUCCUCUUAAUGGUAAUGGGGUCCUUGAUACGGCUCGUCAGGUACAGCUACACAUCAAACACUGGGCAUACGUGUAUCGAAUGACUCAAGAUAUCAAAUGGAGUGAUCGUAUCUGGGAGGAAUUAGUCAUGGCUUCAGGUAAUUCAACUGAAUACUUUGGCAUAGCCGGCGACAACUGGAACAGUCAGCAUUGGUUAGAUAUAGGCGAGUUUCUUGUCGCCUUCUCAUUUGCAUACGACUGGCUUUACGAUGCUUGGACUGCCGAGCAGCGGAAGGCUAUUAUGUGGACCAUCAUCUCGUUAGGCCUUUCGAAAGCCCUUGAAGCAUAUGAAGACGACGCGUGGUUUCUGCAUGUUAAGAGUAAUUGGAAUUGCGUUACGAACAGCGGUAUAAUCAUUGCGGCCCUCGCGAUCUACCACGAAGAUCCCACCGGUAUUGCUAAAUCACUACUACCACGUGCUAUUAAUAAUGCGCGAGAGAACUGCGCCCAAGCUGUGCAGACAGAUGGUACUUGGAAAGAAACGCCUGAUUACUGGUACUUUGGCACGCAAGCUCACGCACAGUUGUCGUCAGCGCUGUUUUCUGCCACCGGAGACAUCCAUGGGCUAUUGCAUGCCAAUGAAGCUUUGGAGAAGACUGGCAUGUUCCACAUAUACAACACAGGAUUUGCCGGAAAGUUUGACUAUGGCGACUGUGGUCCAGCUAAGAUCACAGCUACUGCUAAUUCACUAUUCUUUUACGGUGACCAGUACAAAAUUCCAGCUUAUACUGGAUAUCAAAGGCAAAAUAUAGAAGCAGCUGAUCCCUUGUCGAUGCUCUGGUAUAAGCCCAUAUCAGAUGAUGCUGCAUGGUGGUCCGACUUGCCACUUGACAGGAGUUUCGGCGACGAGGAAGGUGCUUGGGUAUCAAUGAGAAGCUCGUGGACUUCAAGUGAUGGUCUUUUUGUUGCCAUGAAAGCCGGGAAACUGAUAGGACAUUCAGAUCAUGGAAAUCUAGAUGCGGGUGACUUUGUUCUAGAUGCGUUGGGGGAGAGAUGGGCAGUUGAGCUUUGCCACCAGGACUACCUCUCUCCUGGCUACUUCGAUGGCGAGGCGCAGAAAAACAAACGUUGGCAAUACUACCGCACAGGAACUGCUGGACAGAACACGAUUCUUUAUAAUGGCACGAAUCAGCUUGUCACUGCUGCUCCAACUACUAGUUUUGAAAGUAGCAGCACAGUAAACCACGUCUCCAGACCCGGUCUUAGCAACAUGGUCACAACUAUUUGGACCGCGAACCUGUCUUCGGCUUAUAACGGCCCGCAAAUUCAACGACGGCUCGGACUCCCCAGAAAUCGUACACAAGUUCUGAUCCAGGAUCAGAUCAAGGAUGCAGUGCACGCUAGCCAAUGGAGGAUGCAUACUAGAGCAGACAUCCAGAUCAGUGAAAAUCGAAGAGAAGCAGGCAAGUUCCUGAAAAUUGGUGAUAAGCAAAUGAAUGUCAAACUCCAGGGUGCCUCGGAUCUCCUGUUUCACGUUAUGGAUGCCUCGCGUCGCUUGGAAAUCGCACCACUUCUGAAAGGGGAAGAAGACAACCCGAACAUCGGGAUACAAGUUCUUUAUAUAGAUAUUCCUCCAGGAUAUCACGAUUUGUCCAUUCUCUUCUUACCGAGAUAA
Messenger RNA from Truncatella angustata, 1938 nucleotides. Its product is annotated as chondroitin AC/alginate lyase. The record is from RefSeq and is a predicted model, not a curated record. The transcript is spliced from 5 exons. Lineage: Eukaryota; Fungi; Ascomycota; Sordariomycetes; Amphisphaeriales; Sporocadaceae. Gene Ontology annotation, molecular function: lyase activity. The coding region runs from base 1 to 1938 and encodes 645 amino acids.